AGAAUGAAAGUAUUGGGCCAUACCAACCUGAACUUAGUAUUAUAUUAGAAUAGAAGAUUGCUUCAUCUUCAAGGAUUGGGUGGAAAAACAGUUUAAGGAAGGGAACAGCACUCUCUCUAAGUCAGUUUUUGUGGACCCUCCCUCAACAGAACAAACCAAUGCUAUUCAGAUGGUAACAGGAGAAGACCCAUUCUGGGGGCAGUUUCCUCAGGAGCAGGUUGAAGAAACUUCAAAGGAGAUUCCAAAGAACUUCCUAAAGUCAAGGCCUGAUGAGAAAGGCGAAACCAGUUCCCAACAGGCUUGAAUGUUAGAUAACCAAAUCAAGAUCAAAGGAGAAGCUCCCCUUUCUGAAGGAAUCCCCAAGCCGAAUCUGGUUGCAAAAAGGGAAGUUCGGCAGAUGAAAGGCAAAGAUCCCCAAAGCAUAUAAUUUCAACUAUGAUCUAAUCUAAUAUUUAGAAAAAGCCAAAAAGUUUAGACUUCCGUCAACGUCAAAGGGGGGCAGCCAAAUACAUUUCCAUUUCAAUCAAGAGACGAGCAAGAAAGGUACUCGUAUCAUCCAUGGCGGGUGCUAUCGUAUAUAAGAGAAGGGCUUGUUUUUAGGAGCUUCGAAAUAGAAUAAGUUGUUUUGAAGGCACUCAAAAUCUCGUAAGAGAAGAAAAAGAAUGUUACGCCUAAAAUUCCCAUGUCUUUUUUGGUUGGACUAAGCCAACCGGCGAUUUCCGACAAGUCUUUCCUAAUUUUGAGAGCAAGAAGCGGAACUACAGGGAUGAUGAAAUGAAAAGUGUUUCUUACGAUUACGCCCAACAGCCCACUUGAGCAAUUUGCCAUUCUCCCAUUGAUUCCUAUGAAGAUAGGAAACUUGUAUUUCUCAUUCACAAAUCCAUCUUUGUUUAUGCUGCUAACUCUCAGUUUGGUCCUACUUCUGGUUCAUUUUGUUACUAAAAAGGGAGGAGGAAACUCAGUACCAAAUGCUUGGCAAUCCUUGGUAGAGCUUAUUUAUGAUUUCGUGCUAAACCCGGUAAACGAACAAAUAGGUGGUCUUUCCGGAAAUGUGAAACAAAAGUUUUUCCCUCGCAUCUCGGUCACUUUUACUUUUUCGUUAUUUCGUAAUCCCCAGGGUAUGAUACCUUAUAGCUUCACAGUGACAAGUCAUUUUCUCAUUACUUUAGGUCUCUCAUUUUCUCUUUUUCUUGGUAUUACUAUAGUGGGAUUUCAAAGAAAUGGGCUUCAUUUUUUAAGUAUCUCAUUACCCGCAGGAGUCCCACUACCCUUAGCACCUUUUUUAGUACUCCUUGAGCUAAUCCCUCAUUGUUUUCGCGCAUUAAGCUCAGGAAUACGUUUAUUUGCUAAUAUGAUGGCCGGUCAUAGUUCAGUAAAGAUUUUAAGUGGAUCCGCUUGGACUAUGCUAUGUAUGAAUGAUCUUUUCUAUUUCAUAGGAGAUCUUGGUCCUUUAUUUAUAGUUCUUGCAUUAACCGGUCUGGAAUUAGGUGUAGCUAUAUUACAAGCUCAUGUUUCUACGAUCUCAAUCUGUAUUUACUUGAAUGAUGCUACAAAUCUCCAUCAAAGUGGUUGGUUAUUUUUUUAUAAUUGAACAAAAGCGAGGAGCGAAAGCAAGCGAACAACAAGUGGAUCGGGCUAAGGCUUUAUUUGCUCCUUAGGCUUUCCUCUUCGAGCAGGUAUAGGAAGAGUUAAGUCAGCAUAGAGCAAAGCUCAACCAAUGGGCUAUUUGCUAUAGUUCAAAACCCUGUUCAUAGAAGGUCCGGAGACAUGAGAAGGUGGUUUACUUACUUUUUUUUGUACUAGCGUGAGCGUACUUGUGUGUUAAAGGGCUACUUUAUUUGGGCUGCUAAGUAGAAGUAGAAAGAAGCUAUAGGCGAAGGCUUUCGCGCCUUGCUGUUAAGUAAGGUGGAAGCUAGCUACUUGCUUGUUAAAGGUACUUGCCCGCGGCUAUUCGUAGAUCUGGAGUUCUAUAGCCGAUUGUGCUACUUUCAAUCCUUAGUAGCGAGUAUUAGGUGAGAGGGCGCCUAUAUCAUAGCGUUUACUGUGCUUUCUGGAUACCUUUCCAUGCUUUCUUUAACAAGCCAGCUACGCACCUUGCUCUUCUCUUAGUUGCAAGUAGCUUUGAUUUGGGAAUAAGCUGGAAGUCAAGUAGUAUGUAUGAGUUGAAGUGAAGGGCGCUAGUAAUAAGUAAUAAAAAGUAGAGCGGAAGACAGUUGGCUGAACAAAGCAGCGAGGGAAGGGCUUUGUUUAACAGACGCAUUCUAGGAUAGAUUGAUUGCCAGUAAGCAAGCAGGUAUCUAUUAGCAGGAAGCUUAAGGCGAUAAGUGGAAGGCAAGAAUAAGGGGCCUAGCCUUCGUAAGGCCGCAUCUGAGAAGGAGAGUUGAUUCCCUUGGCUACUUUACUAUGCUAUUCUUCGCAGUUUCCUACCUUGACUAUUGGGAUAUUUCCAUUCGAGAAAGAGAUGUACGAAUAAAGGAGCGAAGCUGACUCGACCGGACGGGAGAGGUUGUUUAAGAAUCAAGAUAGGCACAGUGAAAGAAAGAGUGAGAUAGACGUCUAAGAUAAAGUGCUAGCCAGUAAGCAUUCCUUCCGCACCUUGAUCUCUGCCGCUACCUUCGUUGUUCUAUCUUCCAUGCCAAUCCGGUAGCUCUCAUUGAGAUAGGCACAAAGUACCAGCUAGCCGCCUAUUUGACUCCGGAAUGCCCUACGCUUCGAACCUCUUCUCUGUCCUUUUCGUCGAAAAGAAGCCCUUCCCCUUAUUAUUUACUGGAUAUCGGAUGCUCUAUAAGUGAAGUCUCAAUGAGCAAGAGGGAUGGUACGAAAGGAAAGAGACCAGCCUUAGGCCUCUUCGGCUAAUAGAUGUGUCAAAGAUCGUUGCCAGCUACUGCUACUACUAGUCGCAAACAAUCCCCUUCUUCCAGCCCUUAAACUCCUUACGUUUAACGACUGAACUCGUUGGUCCUAAUCCUAAUCUGUCUUCAAACCCAUCACCCCAAGCCUUCUCUCCGACUUCUAUUAGUAAGGAAUGACGAUCGCACCCACGUUCAGCUAUCUAAACAUGCGUUCCCACCUGCAUGCCUAAGCGCUAGGCCCUUCAUCUAAUCAUUUCGAAUCUUCGUGGCAUAUUCCUGUUCUAUUAAUCAAAUCAGAAGCCUUCACCUUACAAAGAGACUUUUUUCGAUUAUUCCUUGUGCUUAGGGCUGUAGUCAAGCCAAGCUAAAAGCGGGUAAAACAUCUUUUUGCGAUUUUCCGAUCAUUUAUCGAUUCUCUGCAUUGUCUCCAGGUCCGGCUGCCUCGUGCUCCUCCACGGCUGUCUUUCCUUUCCUCCCAGUUCUGGUUCCUUCUUCGGAUGAGACGGACGGAGGCGGCUCUUCAAGCACAUUAGGGGUACCUUUGUAAACACUCUACUAAGUAUGGAUCGGGUCGGACUCGUUGCAAGACCCUUAGGAGGAUAAAGACAUGACCAUAGGAAUUCAUAGAGAGCGCCCUUUGGCUCUUCUGAAAUACCCAAAAAUGGUUUGUAUUCAUGUCAGGAUUUCGCGCUGAGGAGGUUUUUAACCGUUUGGACGAGCUGGUCGAGAUGUGGUGUCCAGUCACUCACGUUGGUGAGGGCUGCGCUAUGCCACCUGUCCUUACCCUGGGAGUACUGCUUUAGCAAAGCUAACGGUAGGUAAAAGAGAUCUGGGACCAUCCUUCUUUUCAUAGGCUGGAGCAAACCUUACGUUUACAUAACUAUGCCCUUUAGUUGCAUGUUCAACCUAGGCAAGACCUACUAUUAGGAUUGGAAUUGCUUUCCUGCCUGAUUAACUAUUGCUUGUGUGCCUGUUCCAUACCAAAAAGAAUAAGUAGUAAAGCGAGGAGAAUAAGAGAUUGCUAACCAGAGGAGAUAGUUACCAGUGCCUUUUCGAUUGCUGGACUAUUCCUGCUUGUGUGCUUUCCCGAUGGCAAUUGGUAAUAUGAGUUGCGCUUGCUAAUAUCUGCUUGCUUACUGGCUGGUUGCUAUUUUUCCUAUUAUGCCUUCGGUUGCUUUCAUGUUCCUAUUCAUACUAACCACUAGUGGAGCGAGGGGAUAGUUACCAGUAACGAGUGACCAUCAGGGCCUUUCAGUGAUAGGGCAAGGCAAGACAAGGUGUUGGAAUAGACCUGGCACAUCACAAGCCAUCUUACUUAAGAUUUUCGAAAUAGGAAGAGGCAAUGUCAAUUGAAGAAUGAUCACGAUCGGAAUCAAGAAAGGAAGAAGGAAAGCGAACACUUUCUCCCGUCCCAGUCAGAGCUAGCAAUCCUGUCUCUUCUUAUGAAUCGAAAUAUUCUAUUGGUGCAGGCAAAUAUUAACUAACAAUUGAUCAUACUGGUGCUUAUUAAAGUGCCGGUCUUUCGGCUGUGACGGGUAGGCAAUUGGUUCCAAUUUCAUUAUCUCGCUUUAAUCUCCCCUCGAUAUCCUUGUAUUUUUUAUUGUUUGACCACGAAAGACAAGCCUGCCAUCAAUCGAAAUCGAAGUUCCCCCUUUUCUUAUGUAUGACCCGUACCCAUAUGAGGCAGUCCCCGUUGGCUGAUCCCUACCAACAUCUCUUUCCCCUUUCUCUUUUUAAUUUUAAAUUUUUUCCUUUGCGAGGCCUUUUUUAUUUAUUCUUGUGAAAGAGAUUUAUGAGUCUCGAGGCGAAGGUGUAUGAGCUGUUGUAGGCACAGGUCUAUUAGCUGUAGGUCCUCGCGCUGGUCUAUGUAUUAAUUAAGAAUCGGCAUAAGACAUUUCCGAAAACCUUAAGAACCAAGUAGAACGCUUCAGUCAUGAGUCUUGAACACUUUUCACCACUGGAUCCUUCAGCCAAUUAGAGUUGAAGGCAAUGAACAUUGUUAUUGGAGUUGCUGCUGCAGUAGCCGCUGGUUCUGGUGUAGGUGUCGGUCUUGCAGAUCCUCGCACUCACCAUAGAAAGAAUCCAAGUCAACGGAAAAGCCACUUGUACACAGGCUUGCCCUAAUUCUUCUUUUUCACUUGAAAACAGAGCAAUAGGAGAAAGUAAGCUUCAUACGGCAACUAUCCCGUCACCUCACCUGCCUUGAGCUUUGUCCGAAGGCUUGUCAAGGAACUCAAACUCUAAAGAGCCUUACCGAUCACUAGCUUCUCACUGACUUAACCGCGGGUUAAUAUGAAUUAUAAAAACUAUCCGCUACCUCGAAGACCUCACAGGAAAUAGUAGUAGCCUUCAAAAGAAUCGAGCCGAGCAUCUGAAAAAUCCUGAGCAUAGUGUCCUUCACGGAUAUGGGAUAAGCAGCUUUCCUAUGUUUCGCAUCCACAACAAGAGAAGAAUCGCCGGUAAUCAUAACAUACCGACACAAUGAGGGCAGCACAUAGAGAUAAUCCUUCAAGCACUGA
Molecule: messenger RNA, 5371 nt
Organism: Punica granatum (pomegranate)
Lineage: Eukaryota; Viridiplantae; Streptophyta; Magnoliopsida; Myrtales; Lythraceae
Source: RefSeq, a predicted model, not a curated record